GUUAGGUAUUACACAUUUAACUACUUGCUUUGUCAUCUACAACACAAACGUUAACAUGUCGAGGUUUUCUUCAACAUAUCCUGACCUACAUUAGAUAGGUUUUAGCAUCUUCAAAUGUACAAAAUGUAUCAAAGUAGACCCCCCUGCAUCCCUCAGUUUUUCAGAAUGUGCCCUCGGUGGAAAAUCCAUGGUUCUCACACUCCACCUUGGAAUUUUUUAUUUAUAGACUGCAAUAGAGAAGGUGUCCAGCCUUCAAAGUUAACUAACCUUUUAUUGUGUUAGGGUGUGCACAUGUAUUUGAGAUGGUUUAAUGGAGGACACUGCACACAAUCUGUCUGUAGGGAAAUGGGGGAGGACAGACCCUUGGCUAUCUUUCCUGCCAACCAGAUGGGAAAGUUAUGCAGCCAUUCUCCAAACUGUGGGGAUAACGUCUCUAUUAUUUAUGGGCAAAGGGCGAUGGUCCAGACACAAUGAAAUAACUUCCUACCUGCCCUGAAUUGAAUAGUGCCAAGGCAAGGUUGAAGUCAAACUCUCCAUUCAUCCAGCCUGACUCUUUGGAUUCGGCAAAUUUCAAUAUCACUCAUGCUAAAGCGAUACAGUCGGGGACGCAAUAGAAAUGAGUGAAUGGAAAAGUCAGUCAAACUCCAAUAAUAAAAGUUGUUGCCAGGAUUUUGCAGAAUCUACAGGGCUGAUCCUGGGUACUUGCAGGGGUCAAGGAUGAACCCAUUACAUCUAGGAGAUUACAAUAAAAUAUAUGGCAUAAGAGAUUUAGAAGUCACCUUGGUAUUUUCAGCCAUGCUUGUGAUCACUCAACGUAUCUACUUCCUUUUUCAAUAAUGCUCAAAGUCACCAAUAUAAUUGAAACUGCAUUAUCAUUCUGCUAUGUUUUGACUUUGAAAGUGAUUUAUUUAUAUGACUUGUCUUUGAGUGAGCUUGUCUUAGCUUUCAACUUUGUGAUUAUGUUGGAGGCUUUCUAUUGAUUUCUACUACAAAAGGUGUAACUGUCAGUCAAUCUAUGACUUGGCUUUGCUGCGACUGCAUCCAUGGCGAUGCUGUAAACCACAAUUCUUCCGUAUUUUGUCAGAGUUGUAGACUGCAGCCCUAACUGAUGGCAGCUCACACUUAAACUCUGAGCCAUUCAGCUCGACCUUUGAAUGAACUCCAGAAUGACUUUGUGAUUGCCACCUGUCAUAGCUUAAACAUUGAUUAGGAGUUAUUAAUACAUUGUCUUCAGUUCACAUGCUGACCCGCAGCUCAAAGAGUCUUCCGGCUGCUUAGUUCCUUUUCCUCGUCUCAGUCGGAUGGAGGUAGAGAUUCAUCUUGGCCUCCCAAUCCUAUUUAGUGGACAUGGAGCCAGUUAUCUUUGGAUUACCUGACCUCUCCAUGGCCGUCAUUCUACUGGCAGCUUGUCAGAGAUCAUUAGGGGUUUAGGGCAGCCUUUCACUGUAAAGAGUGUUGCCUGAACCUGCAUUCUGGACCUUAGUGGUCUUGACGUGUGUUUGCUCAUUGCUGGUUACUCGUGGUCGAGUAUGAGUGUAGAGGUCAAUCCUGGACCUGAUUCUUGUGAAGUGUUGAUAGGAAAAGUAGUGGUGGGUGUGAGUUCAGUCAGUUGGCUGGAUGCGUACUUCUUUUCUGAGUCUAAGUGUCUGUGCAGCAUGGCGGAGGUCGUUAUUAUACAUUUCAGCCUCCUCGUGGGCAAGAUUUUACCAGUUCACCAUGUUUGAUGCUGUGUCCUCCCAGGUUUUAAGGUCUAUGUGACAUUUCUUUGUUUGUUUUGAGGUUUUCCCUGCACGUUUUCUUUUGUUUUGCUUUAACAAGUUGGACUUGAUUAGUGAGGUAGGUGUGCAGAUCACAUGACCAGUUCAACUAUGCUGCUGUUUGGCAGUGAUGGUGACAGUGAUUGAGGAGAUGCUACUAGCAUCCUGUUAUUAGUGCACCCAUCUUGCCAACAUAUUGUAAGGACCUCUGACUUUCUGAAGGGUGGGGAGCACAACUGCUUUGUAGACCAGGAUUUUGGUCUUUGCCAGGAGGUCAUGGUCUCAAACGCUCUUUUCCUGAGCUUUGAGAAAGCUCCACUGGCACGGCAUUUGAAGACAGGACAUUGCCAAGGUAUGGGAAGUGGUCCACCCUGAAAGGCUCUGUUUCAUUUCGACUGCCAUUGAGUACAGUGGCAGACUUGUUGUAAUGCAGCAGUCGCAAGACACAAAUAUACUUUCCUGGGCUGCUUUCCCAAAAUUAGUCAUAGACUGAUGUGUCAAAAGCUUUGUUGGGGCCUUUGAAGGUAAUGUAGUGUGGUUGAGUUUGUUCUUUACAUUUUUUCUCUAAUUGGCAAGCAGGCAAAAACCACUUGGGGAAGAAUGCUUUUUUUGGGGAGGGAGGGAUUGAUGACUGAGGCAUCCCUGAGUUGUGCACCGAGGUAUUUAGGAAACCUCUGGGAUCUCCAGAAUCUGUGAACUGCUGGGUCUCCAGAGCCUUCUUUGUUCACCAGAGGUUCUUCAGUUUCCAGCCUGCUUUGUUUUGGCAUCAGCUAGUCUUGCAGGUGAGGUAAUUUUGCCAGGUGAUAAAAGUUUGCUGCUUGACUAAGGAUUGGUUUGCAGAAAUUUGUGAUGGUCAUUGAGCGUCUCCUAGAGUGUUUCCAUGUCGUCUGAAUUCUGGUUGGGCAGCUCUGCACUAAGAGCCACGUGGAGCUAUUGUUGGAAGGUGGUCUGACUCAGUUGCUCUGUUGAGUUUCAUCCAAUUUUGCCUUUUCUGCUUUCUCCUUUUCUUAGAAUUUAAAAAUGUGACUUCACAACUGAAUCAUUACUCAGUGGCCAUGUCUAUAUUUUCACACAUUUCCCCCACUGCCGUCCAGCCACACAAGUGGAGUUGUAAAAUAAAUCUCUGUCCACAUAGAAACACAUUGACCAGUAGUGCGGUGUGAGUUAAGCAGUCACUUAUGACAGAUGAUUGUAGUCUGGUUUAGUUCCAAUUGAAGAGGAACCAUCCAAAUGUGUUUAAUUGUCUUGUCUGUAUUAAUGUUCAUUUGCAGUAGUUACUUGAAUUCCAGAUAAGGGAGUAUCUGGAUCCAGUGAAUGCAUGUUGACAGCGGAUUCAAACCUGAAGUACCAAAUUUACGGCGUGUCUGUCACAUGUAUUAGUUGUUCGAGUGCUUUAGCAGUUAUUGACUUAUUCGCUAUCUGUGGAGCCGCAGCCUGCAAGCUUCCAAAGACCUUAUUGGGUGAGAUGGUUCUCCCUAUCUCCCUGUGAAACAUGAUCGUCUCAGUAACCUUUAAGCUUUAAUCUGCAAGAAUAACAUGAGACCAAACACACCACCCCCACUGGGCUCAACUGAAAUAAAGGGGUCCUCUGUGUUGGAUUGAUUACUGCAGCGGAUUCUCUCCAGAGACCCCCCACACAUUUUCUUGACAGCGCAGCGAUUCUGCAGAUAUUUUUUUCUUUUUUCUAGCAUUUUGAUUGAAAAGCAGGAAGGGAAUGACAUUAUUGUCAGUCAUACGUCUGGUAUACUCAACUGCAGUGAGAUGAGCUCACGGAAAGCCAGGAGAAAAAAAGUCAACCUGGAAUUCCUGUUAUCUCUGUGAAAGGAGACUAUAGGGACAUAAAUGAGUGGAUCUUUGUCUUGAAGUAAUGCAGUCAAUCAUGUUUUCUCAUGCAGUUGUCACCUUUAGUGGGGCCCUAGACACUUUGCAACCGUUUCUGACUGUUUUUGAUCAAAAUGACAUGCAGUUAUUAGAUGUUUACUUUGGGUCACAUCACUAAUGGGUAAAAAUCAGAUGUCGACUUACAGCUGCCCAAUGGCUCAUUCUUCCAUAUUGGAACAACAGAACAAAAAGCUACUUUGCCAAACUCAAUGUAAAAAAAGAGUGUGGUUGUUUGCUUCCUUACGGCAAAGAUCAAUCAUUUUCAGUAAUUAUUGUAAUAUCAGGUUUUAUAUUUUAAAUACUAGAUACUAGAUCACAGGUGUCCAAACUUGUUCAAUUUAGGCACUCAUACUGAGAAGUCAAAGAAUUCAGACGCCAUUUUGAUAUUGUAUUUGAUAUUCGACAGAUCCGUUGUCAUGGCAAUCUUGAUGUCGUCCAAGUCUUCAAAACGGGUCCCCUUGAUGACUCACUUGAGCUUGGGAAAGCAGGAAAAAUCACAUGGAGCCAGGUUUGAUAAGUAGGGAAGUUGCUGUUUCAGGUUGUGCAGGGUUGUCAAAUGACAGUUGGCUAUGUGUAGAUGUUGCUGGGGGCAUCCCUCAUGACUAAAGGACCUCGGUGUGGGUCAUGAAUGGCUUUUUCAACAGGACAACGCUGUGGUUCACAAUGCCCACCUGACAGGACGUCUUCCAGAGGAAUAACGUCACUCUUUUGGACCAUCCUGCAUCAAAUGGACAUCAAUUCCAGACAGUGGAUGCCCUCCUGGAAGCCAUCUUUGCCACCCGGAACAACAUUCCUGCUAACCUCCUGGAAACACUGGCACCAAGCAUGCCCAAACCAAUUUUAGAGGUGAUUAACAAGAAUGGCGCAACUACUCAUUACUGAGUCCUUUUUUGAACAUUUGAUUUCUAUUUCAGUUUUUGUUUUGUUUGUUUUUUUUAGCUAUGGUCUUAAACUUUUGAUCAGCUGAUGAACAGCUAAUUUCUUGUAAUGUAAUUUUUUUAAAUCAGGAUACAUGGAUAUGGAAAUAUGAUUUAUUUGAACAUUCUUCCCAUUCUUUCACAUCAGUAUACCUCCUAUAUCACAAUUCCAAAUGUCCAAAAGGAGCAGGAGGAAGCAGAGCUUAUUCAAUCCUACCCCCUCUUUGUUUCACAUCCAAUAGCUAAUUCAUCAAUAGACUAUUCAAUCUGUGGUUCAUGAUUGUUCUUCCUUAUAUUUUUAAAACAUCAACUACUGGUAGUGUCUUUUGAGUUGGGUCGUUUUAGUGCAUUGUGUGAGUUCUUCACUCAGUCUGUUCCAUACUUUGACCCCAGAUACAGAUAUGCUGAAGGUUUUUAGCGUUGUGCGGGCGUAUAAGUGUUUUAAGUCAUUUUUUUCCCCAAGAUAUUUCCUCUCUCUUACAGGCUAUAUGGAGAACAGCCAUUUUAUUGAACAGUGAAAAUCAUAACGCAAAUAUUAUGAAAUCGGAAAUAUUCACUUUGUCACACUUGUGAUAUUACACUUGCAUAAUUUAGGCUCAAGCACAAAAGUCCAGUAAUUGAAUAUGACACAUACUGUAUUUACAGACUGUCUUCUUUGAGAUUAGACUGACAAACUUUCUCUUUUUUUUUCUUAUUUUAAGUUUACUAUGUAACCAACGUUAGUAUUUUUUAUUGAUUUUGAAAGCUGACUUUUACAAUGUGCUAUACCUUCGGGUAGGCUGAUUAGUAAUUGACGGAUGAAAUUUGUGUGGAUAAACAGGGCACAUUUCACACCUAUGGACAAAUUAGUCUCCAAUUAAUCCAAUUAACUCUCCAAAUGAACCAACAUGCAUGUUUUUGGAAUUAGAGAGGAAGGCAGGGUACCCGCAAGAAAACCCUCACAUGUGCAGGGAGAACAUGCAAACUCCACACGGAUAUCCUCCAACAGAGAUUCAAACCCUCAGUCUCCAGUCUGUGAGGCUGACAUGCUAACCACCAGACCACCGUGCGGCCCGGAAACUUACGUAUAUAUAAUUUUGAAAUAUUUUUCACAUUCCAUAGUUGAAGCAGCUGUGUGGUUUUGGCCACAAUUCCAUCAAAUGACAGGGAAAAACAUCAGUAUAUCCCAACAGGGAACGUUGUGUAUCCUUUUCAUGCUUCCUUCCGUUUUGUGACAUAAUUAUUAUAUCCCUGCAUUUCAGGCCACUCCAACAUAAAUAAUAUGUAUUAAUAUGUGAAUACCUGUUGUUUGUUUUGGGUUUAGUACUUAUAUUUUGUUUUGUGAAAUCGCGGGGGUGGGGUCAAUUCAUAGCAAGCAUUUCUCUACACCUGGGAAACACAUUGAAUAAGUUGCAUUCCGUCUUUUGUCACUGAUUAAUAGUUCCAUGUACAUUUCCAGAUGUGGAAUUCAAUAUCAAUGUUUUGUGAUUCACCUGACUAUCACACGUGAUAGCAAAGUAUGAGUACAAAAAAAAAAAAAACAAAAAGAACGGAAAGUAAACCCAUCUGCCCCGAAAUUGACAGGCGGUUCAGCCAAGGCCGCACCCCACCUCUUACUCCAAGUCAGAUGUCAUAUAGGCUCCAGCUUUCCUUUGACCCUCAGCAGAGGUUAGAGUCUAUCCCAGCUGGCUUAGGAUGCAAGGCGGGGUACAGGUGGACACAUGAGACAAGCACACAACCAUUCACACCUAUAGUGGCAUUUCAUUAAAUGCAAUCCUACAAUCCAAGUGCUAAGCGCUCACCCGCUGCGCUCAUUGAUGAAGUACCUACUUUAACUUCGGUAUUUUACAAAGAACGUAGCGGGACGUAUGUGGCAAUAUAUCGACACAGCUUCUGUAUGGGCCACACUGAGUUAAGCAGAUAAUCAGGCUUUAGAGACCUGAGUGGUUGUUAGUGACGCAGAGCUUUACGCUGCCAAAUACUGUUGCCCAGCCCUGACAGGGUUGCUGGACACCCCUCACACAUUACAUUAAAGUAGCACAUAAACAAGGAAAGGAGACAUCAUUUUAGCUCUCUCACAGGAGAGAACUUGGUCACCAAGUUGCAUCAGAAGACCUAACCCAGCCUGUAGGAGGCGGUACUGCAAUAUUUGAGGGUUCAGUGUUUAGUUCAGGGGUGUCCAAACUUAUUCCACGUAGGGCCUCAUACUGAAAAACUAUUUUAAUUUUGGAAAACAGGCUUAAAGCAACCUGUGUAGACAUUACCUAUAAUGAUAAGACAUCACAUGUUAUUAUGGACAUUUCAGCUUGUUGUCAUUACUGUCAACCUUUUUCUCUUUCACCCUCAUUUUUGCUGGGUUUUUUAUUAUUUAUUAUUUAUUUUCAUUUUAGAUUGCGCCGUGGGCCAUUAAUAAAUGAGCGGCGGGCUGCAAAUGGAGUUUGGGACGCACUUUGGACACCCCUAAACUAAAUGUGAUACCCACUACCUUUAUAUUUACUUGUUAAAGGAAAGGAAGCUAUGUGGAUGGAGACUUACAUGAGUGGUUCAUUGACAAAUCUGAGUGUACAGUCAUCCUUCGUUUAUCGUGGUUAAUUGGUUACAGUCCCAACCGUGAGAAGUGAAUUUCCGCGAGGUAAGAUUCAAUAUUAACAAAUGGAACAUUUUCGUAGUUAGCAUAGAAACCACAUUGCUAAUGCGCAGGCUAUGGUAUCACUGCAGGGACACAAGAGACGGCCAUGGCUUUAAGCGUAGCAUGCUAGGGAGCUAACUAGCUAGCCUCCAAUUUAUUUAUUCUAAACUUAAUAAAGGGUUUCAAACGGAGUGGGGAAGAAGGACAAAGUAAGAAGCCAAAAACGUACCACUUCAACAGUGAAACGGCAUCCUCAGGCUUCAAACCUGGUUCUUCCAGAGAACAGUGGAACCUUGGUCCUUCACUUCUUGCAAAGAAACUAGCUUGCUAACAAAAUGGCAACCAGGAAACCUGAAGUCAGCUAUGUAGCGCAUCUAUGAUGGCGCCGGUGAGUGACUCUCAAAAAUGUUAACACAAACACGUUUUUGUAUUUUUACAUGCUUAAAAUAACUGUAAAUGUUAACCAGUGAUAAAUGAAAAGGGAUAAAUGAACAUUUAAAGUUACUUUUACCUUCGUUAAAGACGUGAUUCUUGAUGUGAGUGUUCCUAAAGACACCAUGUGGCAGCAAGACACGACACAGACACCAUUUUGCUGUUUUGUCAGUAGUGUUUUUCACCUUCUUUAUAAAAAAUGCUGCAACUUCAAACUUUCUUUGGCUCCGUUCUGGGUUACUGAGGUGAUAAACACUAUUGAGUUCAAGAAAUAAUUCGUGGCAAAACGGGAAAGUGGUGUCUCGCUGGCACAGCGUGUGUUUGGGAAGUCACAUCAAGAAUCACAUCUUAAAGAAUCACGUCUGUUUAUUUCUCUACUUAUGCUUGGCAGUGCUGAUGCCAGCAAGUCAUAGAGUGUUUUUUACAGAUUAAAAUAUCCGUGUUCUCAAUACUAUUUCAAAUCGCGGGAGGAGCUGAAAGCGUUUCUGUUCAAAUUGAGAACCAUUGCAGUACAGUAUUUCAGGUGUAAGCGAUACUGCACAUUUGAGUAUCGAUCUGAUACCAAGUAACCACAGGGCGACAGUGCAGAGAUCGAUACUGAUAGCGAUAUUUAACUUAAUAUUUUUCAAGCUGCUUGAAUGCUUUUGUGAUUUUGCCUUCAAUAAAACAUAACAAACUAUAAGCUAAACAACACCAGCAAUGUAAUAAUAUGAACACAGCAAAAAAAUAAACAUAGACGAGAACUGAAAACAUCGAUGUAAUCAUGCUAGUAUCAAUCAGAAACUGACGCUGCCGUCGGUAUCGGCAAUAUCGGCAUUCGGAUCGGUUGUAAUGUUAAGUGGGCAGGUAACAGUUAACUUCCUGAUCAGUAGGGGAAUAUAUGGCGUUAGAUAGACUCCAGGAAAGCAAGUUGGACGUCAGACGCGCACAUGUUGCUUUAAGCGGGGCAUUUCUUGGCAGAAGGGAGAAGAAAUUAAAAAUGUGUGAAGGCUGUCCCUUUGGAGGACGCACGCUUCUUCUUGCGGAGCGCUGAUGGUCGUUGGGAGAAGUGUGCCAAAGUGUGCUACGCGAGGAGCAACUUAUUCAUGCAAAUUGAUCAAAUCAUAGGCGUGCCUUUGAGCGAUGGAGCCGGAAAAGCAAAGCAGCUCCUGGAUCAUAACGCACCUUCAAAGACUGUGAUGCACACUGCUCGGACUCAUUCACAGCAGCACUGGAGUCAAUCUUUGUGGGCCACAGCCGAACGUCUUGUCUUCUUCACUUGACUGCACUUUCGCGCUCCUCGCUGCAGGCGCCUCUCGGAUCUGCAGGUCACUUGUUGCUAUAUUCUCAUUUUGGGGGUUCUCCACUAUUUUUCGUGUUAAACACCACUUGGACGUUUUUUUUUAAAUGCUGAGAUUCGAUGCACAUCCUGUUACGCCGCGGAACUGAUUUCGUGCGUAAUUACGCAUUUGAUCUCGCUUCUUUUGAUUAAACAAUUAAGGCGUUUCGCAGCAUUACUAUGUCAGAGGGCGACAAUAGCUCCACUAGCAGCCGCCUUCCUGAAACAGAAGGCGGCAGCGUCAGUGUCUUGAGCUGGGAGCAAGUGCAGCGCCUGGACGCCAUCCUGACGGAGACGAUCCCCAUCCACGGACGAGGGAACUUCCCCACGCUGCAGAUGCAACCCCGGCAGAUUGUCAAAGUGGUGCGCAGCAGGAUGGAGGAGAGAGAGAUCCACGUCCGGGACGUCCGGUUAAACGGCUCUGCAGCCAGUCACAUACUGCAUGAAGACAGCGGACUGGGCUUCAAGGACCUUGACCUCAUAUUUUGUGCAGAUAUGAAAGGAGAAAGCGACUUCCAGAUUGUGAAGGACAUUGUUCUGGACUGUCUCCUGGACUUUUUACCCGACUGUGUGAAUAAAGAGAGGAUUAGCCCCUUAACUUUAAAGGAAGCCUACGUGCAGAAGAUGGUGAAGGUGUGUAACGACUCGGACCGCUGGAGCCUCAUCUCCCUCUCCAACAACCGGGGCAAGAACGUGGAGCUGAAGUUUGUGGACUCUCUUCGGCGUCAGUUUGAGUUCAGCGUGGACUCUUUCCAGAUCAAGCUGGACUCCCUGCUGCUCUUCUACGAGUGCUCAGAGAAUGCCAUGACUGCUACGUUCCACCCCACCAUCAUGGGCGAGAGCGUGUACGGCGACUUCGGUGAAGCCCUGGAUCACCUACGCCACAAGAUCAUCUGCACCCGGAACCCAGAGGAGAUCCGAGGCGGCGGCCUGCUGAAGUACUGCCACCUGCUGGUGAGGGGCUUCCAGGCCGCCUCGGAGUCCGAGAUGAAGUCCCUUCAGCGUUACAUGUGCUCACGCUUCUUCAUUGACUUCCCUGACAUCGGAGAGCAGCAGCGCAAGCUGGAGUCCUACCUUCAAAACCACUUUGUGGGCCUGGAGGACCGCAAGUAUGACUACCUGAUGACGCUCCAUGGGGUGGUCAACGAGAGCACGGUGUGCCUCAUGGGACAUGAGAGGCGGCAGACUUUAGGGCUCAUAGCCAUGUUGGCGGUGCGCGUUCUGGCCGAGCAGAACGUUAUUCCCAACGUGGCCAACGUCACCUGUUACUACCAACCGGCUCCGUAUGUGGCAGACGGCAACUUCAGUAACUACUACAUAGCACAGGUCCAGCCAGUGUUUGCCUGCCAGCAGCCUGCCUACUCCACCUGGCUGCCCUGUAACUGAGCCAGCGCGGAGAGCAGAAGAAGGAAAAAAAAGACGGAGGAGGAAGGGGGUGAUUUAUUUGAACAGGAACAUAGUUGCCACCGCAAACUUGACAGCUGACAGCAAAGUGGUCUCUUCUCUCUUUUUUUUUUUUAAAUGUUUUGCAUCAAAGCUUGUGUUUGUGUUCAUACGUUGAGUAUGAAUGAUAGAUAACAAAACUGUCGGCUCAAUGUGAAUAUCUCACACCAACCUUGCAAAUGUGGGGACCUGUGCAACUGCAGUCGGCAGAGCUGCCCCUCAGUCAGGAAGUGAUGAGUGCAGCACAUUCUGCAAAGACCCCCUCCACUAAAUGUGGGUGAAGUCUGUUAGGGCAGUCUGGGAGAACACCUUUGGAUAUUAAACCCACAUCUCCUUUGCAUUUGGGUAUAAAUAUGGUUGUUACAGACCAAAGAUUUUAGAUUCUUUACAAUAAAACCCUGUUUUUUAGAGGGAAAAUUACAUAUGAAGCUCUAUACUAUCUAUUUGUGUAAGUGAAUGUGUCUUGAAGUGCCUAUGACCCUUCAGAAAGAGCAGGCCGUGUGAUUAUUUUCAUGUGAAUUAGCACCAGGAAGGCUUGUGAAUGUGUGAGAGCGAUUGUGCACAGACUGGAGCAUCACUAGAGUGUAUAAAAGUGGGUUUUGCAGGAUGAUAGAAGCAAAAAUGACAUGUUUUAAGAUUGUGUGCAUAGGUCUUAUGUGUAAAAAUAAAAUGAGUCUCAAACCACACAAUCAUUAAAGUAUUAAUGAAAGUAUUAAUACCAUCAGAAAACCUGCAAGUUGCAUGUAUAUUUUGAAGGGAAUGCAUCUCUUUUAGGGACAAGUAUGUUCAUAGCUCACAUAGGUCAGAGCCACUUUAAUAUUGUAUGCAAAUGCACACAUAUGUUUGUGAGGAGCACUAAAUCUCUUGAUGGCAGACAUCUGUCAUCAAAUGGACCCACACUCCCAAUACAGACCUUUUGUGUAAUUGUGAUAACAAACAGUAACGACAACAGCCUCCUUGGUGGUGCUGCGAAGUGAUCGGAAAAGUGAGUGUGCUCAUACGCUUCCUGCUUGAAGAAUAUUUGCCGUGACGCCUCAGAUGAUGAGACACUAUUUGCUGUAGCACCCUGACAGGGAAUUCCUCAGCUGCUGCUCAAGAGCUCCAGCUAGGCUUGCCUCUGCAGACGCUCUGUUGAGGACUCUGAAAAUACCAAAUAUUUUGGUGACUGGUAGCCCUUACAUCGAUUAAGAUCAUUUAUUGAUGUGUUCAUGUACUUAAAGAUGGUGUUUUGUUGCAUAAAAAGACAGACGUGAGAUGAGAAAAAAAAAAAAAAAAGAUGAGUGAGAAGGAAAUGGGAGAGAUGGGUGCAGCUGGUGAUGGGGUUUAUCUUUCUAGGGCCACCGUACCACACUCUGUACCGGAUCACAACCUCAUGACUUUUUCUAUUCCGGGGAUCUAAAGUAUUGUGCUAUUUUUUUAUCUUCUAAAAAUAAAAAAAAGGAAGCAAAAGAUAAAAAUGACAUGCCGUCACAUCAGCUUCAGGAAGUGUUACAUUUGUGGUGUUGCUGCUAUGAAUUGUUUCGAAAGCUCCCUUCUGCAGAAUUCCAAGCGAUGUUGUACAUAUAUGAAUACACGCUUCAGCUUUGCCAACCCACUUACGCUGCAGCCUUUCCUGUCGGUGUGUAAAAAAAAGUGAAUCGUGACAUUUAAAGAACACAACCAAGCCAAAACUGCUAUAAAUCCUCUUGCUGAGGAAAUCAUUUUUUGUCUCACACCAUUUUUCUCUUUCUUCUUCUCGGUGAUUGUCUUUAUUGAUGGAAUCCUUUGGAUUGUGCAGGCAUUGUAUUGCCUUUUUUUUUUUUUUUUUUACUCAGUGACAUUUUGCCAGCUUACUAGCUGAAGUCUGUUUAUUAGUGAUUGUGCCUAUCAAUUAGAGAUCGUGGAUUACUGCAUUGUCUUGUAUACGUCAGCUGACAUAUGUUCCUCAUGAUGCAGUCUUUUACAAAACACACAGGGAAAACAGCGGUAAACAUCCUUGUCUUGUAUGUAUAUUUUUAUGAGUGUUAUUUUUUUUUAUAUAUAGAUAUCAACGUAUCAGAGACUGCACAUGAUGCAGCGCUUUAGAAUCUGUGAUUGGGCUUCAGUGGAUUUGUUCUCAAUAGCUUUUUGCUAUGUUUGUCACGUGUCCGAUGGGUCAAAAAUGAAAAGAUGGUUUCAUCAAUAAA
Molecule: messenger RNA, 12521 nt
Organism: Dunckerocampus dactyliophorus (ringed pipefish)
Lineage: Eukaryota; Metazoa; Chordata; Actinopteri; Syngnathiformes; Syngnathidae
Gene: tent5aa
Product: terminal nucleotidyltransferase 5Aa
Exons: 2
Coding region: 9094-10299 (401 amino acids)
Biological process (GO): mRNA stabilization
Molecular function (GO): poly(A) RNA polymerase activity; RNA binding
Source: RefSeq, a predicted model, not a curated record